AUGGCACCUCUCAAAGUUCUUAUAGUCGGCGGCGGUGUCGCUGGCCCUUCUCUCGCCCACUGGCUCUCCCGCAUGCCGUGCGACAUCACCCUCAUAGAGCGCUCGCCACAAAUCAGAGCGACAGGCCAACAGCUCGAUAUUCGCGCUCAGGGUGUUCCGGUCAUGAGAAAGAUGGGCAUCGAAGCUGCUAUUCGCUCUCACCUUGUCCGCGAGGCAGGAACACAGCUGAUCGAUACCAAUGGCAAAACAAAGGCUUUCUUCCCUGUUUCGGAUCAUGGCUCCGAGAGCCAGAGUGUCACCACCGAGUUUGAAAUUUGCCGCGGUAAUCUUGUGCGUAUCUUGGUCGGUCUGACUGAGAAGAGCAAGAACGUGCAGCACCGCUUCGGCACCACUGUCACCAGUCUUACGCAGGACGCGGAUAGUGAUCCUAAUGGUAAAGUCCACGUCGGCUUCAACGAUGGCCGCAAGGACGACUUUGACCUUGUUGUUGCGGCGGAUGGAACGGGUUCCAGGACACGCCAACUAAUGCUCGGUCCUGAUGCACCAGAUCCGCGAUACUUUCUUGGUGGAUAUAUCGGCUUUUUCAGCGUCCUGCCAAAGCCACACGACCCAUAUCGCUUCACCUUCUGUCAUCUGCCCGGAGGGCGAUGGAUCGGUACCAGAAAGGAUUGCCCAGAGAUGACCCGUGUGUACAUGCAGUCGCGUGGCCACAACGAGGCCCUCGCUGCAGCGCACAAGUCAGGAAAUCUUGCGGAGCUGAAGACAGCUUGGGCAAAGGCCUUUAACGGCGGCGAGUGGGAGUGCAAUCGGUUCAUGAACGCACUCAAGACCGCCCCAGAGGCAGAUGACCUCUAUUCGACCCCUUUGGAAGAGGUUCGCCUUCCCAUAGGCUCGUGGUCCAAAGGCCGUGUUGUGGCUAUCGGCGACGCAGCGCACGCACAUACGGCUAAUGGUUUCGGAACAACAUGGGGUAUGGUGGGCUCGUACAUCCUCGCGGGUGAGAUAGCGACAUUGUAUAAGCAGGAUCCUACCACAGCAGUGGUGCAGGCUCUCAAGAGGUAUGAAGACGUCUUUCGCCCGAUAGCGACAGCUCAGCAUGGCGAACAGGGAAUGUUGCGAGAGGCGCUGUUUAUGCCAAAGUCGGCCUUUGGGAUAUGGAUUCUUCAUUCAGUGGCGAGAGCUGUGGCGUAUUUCAAGUUGGAGCAGGGGAUGGGAAUGAGUUCCGAUUCUGCCAACUGGCGGGUUCCAGAAUAUCCGGCUUUAGAUGUCCAGAAGUAG
Fusarium sp. VM40 is the source of this 1278-nucleotide messenger RNA. Lineage: Eukaryota; Fungi; Ascomycota; Sordariomycetes; Hypocreales; Nectriaceae. The record is from the annotation of a GenBank genome assembly.